This is a messenger RNA of Serpula lacrymans var. lacrymans S7.9, 699 nucleotides long. RefSeq lists its product as uncharacterized. The record is from RefSeq and is a predicted model, not a curated record. Lineage: Eukaryota; Fungi; Basidiomycota; Agaricomycetes; Boletales; Serpulaceae. The transcript has 2 exons. Bases 1 to 699 code for a protein of 232 amino acids.
AUGCCUUCACCCUUACAAUCACUCAUCGCCAUGAAUCCUCCCCCUCCAUUGUACUUUGGCAACCGUAACAGUUUGCUGGACUGCUAUGCUGUAUGGAGGCACAUCCCAUACGAAUCAUGCUGUUGUCCAGAGUCAUCUGAGGGCAUGAUUGAUGGUGCUUUAACACACUUUGUGCAGUUGCCCCGCCUGUUCCUUGCCAUGUUACAAAAAGUGAAGAGUGUCAUCUCUGGUUCUGUGGCCAUGACGUUUUUUGAAGGUUGGAGUGGAUGGGAGCCAUGGGACAUGGAUGUGUAUGUGCCGAGUUUUUCAAGAGAUAGGAUGCUGUGGUGUUUUAAGAACAGUGAAGGAUAUGAUGUAGUGCAGGAAGAGGCAAAGAACAAGGAGGAUUAUGUUGCCAACAUUGACAUUGAAGAUGUCAUCAGUCUCGCACGUGGUGGGAUGAAGAUUGAUCUUGUGGUAUCUUCGACAUUUGUGAACCUCUUGCCUGUUUUUUGCUUCCACUCCACCGCGGUGAUAAACUUCAUCUCUGGGGAUGGAUUCUUCAGCGCAUACCCCGUCUUGACAGAAGAGAGGCGCUCACUGAUUAAUGCCAACCAUUACACCCUCUUUCAAUAUACUACUCUGCAUUCUACAUCUGUUCAGGGAUACCUGAAAUACAUUGAGCGAGGCUAUAACGUUCAAAUGAAUCCACGAGCAUAG